AUGGCGCUGAACCAGGCGUCGGAAAAUUCUGUAUGGGCUCAGCCUGCAAGUGCCGAAGUUGCUCCAGAUGGCACAGGCGUCAUACAGCUAGACCCUUGGCUGUCCCCUUACAAAGACGCUCUAAAAGCUCGAUUCGCAAAGGCUCAGAAGUGGAUCAAGACUAUCGACGAGACCGAAGGGGGCCUGGAGAAGUUUAGUCGAGGUUAUGAAAAGUUUGGCUUCACAUUCUCUAGCAAUGGCGAUAUUACUUAUAGGGAAUGGGCGCCGAACGCUGAGCAGGCAUUUCUGAUUGGGGAGUUCAAUAACUGGGACAGAAAAGCCACCCCGAUGAAGAAGAACAACUUUGGCGUAUGGGAGCUGACCCUUCCUGCCAAGGACGGCGUGCCCGCAAUAUCACACAACACCAAAUUGAAGAUAUCUAUGGUGCUUCCUGGAGGAGAACGGAUCGAGAGAUUACCGGCCUGGAUCACCAGAGUCACGCAGGAACUGGCGGUCUCACCCGUCUAUGAUGCGGUACUAUGGAAUCCACCUCCGUCAGAAAGAUAUGUCUUCAAGAAUCCUCGGGCCCCUUAUCCAAAAAGCGUCCGAAUCUACGAGGCACACGUCGGCAUCUCCACCCCCGAUCUCAAGGUGGCCACCUACAAGGAGUUCACCAAGAAUAUGCUUCCGCGAAUCAAAUAUCUCGGAUACAAUGUCAUCCAGUUGAUGGCUAUCAUGGAGCAUGCCUAUUAUGCCAGUUUUGGAUAUCAGGUCAACUCAUUCUUUGCCGCAAGUUCCCGAUAUGGCACCCCCGACGACCUGAAAGAACUCGUCGACACCGCUCACGGCAUGGGGCUCACUGUUCUCCUGGACAUUGUGCAUUCCCAUGCAAGUAAGAACACAUUGGAUGGCCUGAACAUGUUUGACGGGAGUGAUCACCUGUACUUCCACGAAGGUGGAAAGGGUCGACAUGAUUUGUGGGACUCCCGGCUCUUCAAUUACGGUCAUCAUGAGGUCAUGCGCUUCCUUCUCUCCAACCUUCGCUUCUGGAUGGACGAAUAUCAGUUCGAUGGCUUCCGAUUUGACGGAGUGACAUCAAUGCUUUACACUCAUCAUGGCAUCGGCACUGGCUUCUCUGGCGGCUACCACGAGUACUUUGGGCCCUCGGUCGACGAAGAGGCUGUUGUCUAUCUGAUGCUAGCAAAUGAGAUGCUCCAUAACAUCUAUCCCAACUGCAUCACCAUUGCCGAGGACGUUUCCGGCAUGCCCGCACUAUGUUUGAAGCUUUCAUUGGGUGGUGUUGGCUUUGACUACCGACUCGCCAUGGCCAUACCAGACAUGUACAUCAAAUUGUUGAAAGAAAAGUCGGACGACGACUGGGAUAUUGGAAAUAUUGCAUUCACACUGACCAACCGAAGACUCGGGGAGAAGACCAUUGCCUACGCCGAAUCUCACGACCAAGCCCUCGUGGGUGACAAGACGUUGAUGAUGUGGCUGGCAGAUGCAGAAAUGUACACACACAUGUCCAUACUGACAGAACUCACCCCAACCAUCGAGCGAGCUCUUUCCCUGCACAAGAUGAUUCGCCUAGUCACACACGGUCUCGGUGGAGAAGGAUACCUCAAUUUCGAAGGGAACGAAUUCGGCCAUCCUGAAUGGCUCGACUUCCCUCGCGAAGGCAAUCAGAAUUCAUUCUGGUACGCCCGCCGACAAUUCAAUCUCACGGAAGACCACCUGCUGCGGUACAAGUUCCUCAACGAGUUCGACCGCACGAUGCAAUGGACCGAGGAGAAAUACGGCUGGCUCCAUUCUCCUCAGGCAUAUAUCUCACUGAAGAACGAAUCGGACAAAGUCCUCGUCUUCGAGCGAGCAGGCCUGCUCUGGGUCUUCAACUUCCAUCCUACCAAGUCUUUCACUGACUACCGUGUCGGCGUCGAGCAGGCAGGCGUGUACAAGAUUGUCAUCGACACGGACGCACCCGAGUACGGUGGCUUGGGGAGGAAUGCAAAAGACACUCGCUUCUUCACCACUGAUCUACCCUGGAACAAUAGAAAAAACUUUACCCAAGUUUAUAUCCCGACAAGAACCGCUCUGGUAAGUGAUCAUUGUCCACAUAUUUGA
This is a messenger RNA of Rhinocladiella mackenziei CBS 650.93, 2100 nucleotides long. Its product is annotated as 1,4-alpha-glucan-branching enzyme. Gene Ontology annotation, cellular component: cytoplasm. Gene Ontology annotation, biological process: glycogen biosynthetic process. Gene Ontology annotation, molecular function: hydrolase activity, hydrolyzing O-glycosyl compounds; 1,4-alpha-glucan branching enzyme activity; cation binding. NCBI's taxonomy places the organism in Eukaryota, Fungi, Ascomycota, Eurotiomycetes, Chaetothyriales, Herpotrichiellaceae. The coding region runs from base 1 to 2100 and encodes 699 amino acids. The transcript is spliced from 2 exons. The record is from RefSeq and is a predicted model, not a curated record.